Molecule: messenger RNA, 837 nt
Organism: Kazachstania africana CBS 2517
Lineage: Eukaryota; Fungi; Ascomycota; Saccharomycetes; Saccharomycetales; Saccharomycetaceae
Gene: REX4
Product: putative 3'-5' exonuclease
Exons: 1
Coding region: 1-837 (278 amino acids)
Biological process (GO): ribosomal large subunit assembly; rRNA processing
Cellular component (GO): nucleus
Molecular function (GO): 3'-5' exonuclease activity; nucleic acid binding
Source: RefSeq, a predicted model, not a curated record
AUGGUAUUAUCAUCAAACUGGUUGGAGCUCCAACAAUCCAAGAAAGUUGUAGUGGCAAAAAAGAAGAAGAAUCCAAGCAAAAAGGUGGGAAAAAUACAGAAGCAUGUAAAAGUAGAAAAGCCUAAUAGUAAGAUUAUGGAUAUGGUGUAUUCCAUGACUAGAACUAUCAAAACGCAAGAACUGAGAAAAAAAGAGGGGCAGGUUUUCGAAUUUAGGGAUGAAGUUUCUGCUGAAGUAGAUACUCACUCGGCUGGCAAAAGUCUGGACGAACUCGAUAAGUCCUUGGGGUCCGGCAAUAAGAAAGCAAAAGAAAUAGGUAAAUAUGUGGCUAUGGAUUGUGAGUUCGUUGGUGUCGGGCCAGAAGGUAAGGAGUCUGCUCUGGCAAGAAUAUCUUUAACUAAUUACUUUGGACAUGUGAUAAUGGAUGAGUAUGUCAAACCUAGAGAGAAAAUCACAGAUUGGAGAACAUGGGUCAGUGGUAUCAAGCCUGAACAUAUGAAGAAUGCUAUAACUUUCAAAGAAGCGCAAAAGAGAUGUACUGACAUUUUAAAAGGCAGGAUAUUAGUCGGCCAUGCAGUAAAGCACGAUCUGGAGGCUUUAUUCUUAUCUCACCCAAACUCGAUGACUAGAGAUACUUCAAGACAUAUACCGUUCAGACAAGCAUAUGCCAAAGGGAAACCACCAAGUCUUAAAAAACUUGCAAAAGAAGUUUUAAAACUAGAUAUUCAAGGAGGUGAGCACUCUUCUGUAGAGGAUUCAAGAGCUACCAUGUUGAUAUAUAAAUCUGCUAGGAAGGAGUUCGAAAGAUUGCAUAAGGCUAAAUUUAGCAAAGCAUAA